GGACUGUCAGAACAUGACUUCUAUAAAAGAGCAGGCGGCAAUUAGCCGCCUCUUAAGUUUUUUGCAAGAGUGGGACAAUGCGGGCAAAGGCCUGAGAACACAGAUUCUCACCAAGUUCAUCGAAACCAAUGAAGGCAAGACCGGGCCCGAGCUGGAGCUGGAGUUUUCCCAGGGAGCCAGCUUGUUCCUCAUCCGACUGACUACCUGGCUUAGAAUCAUUUAUAUGACUGGCUUGGAAUUAGAGAAGAUCCUGAGGUCCAUUGGCAUCUUCUUGUCUGCCGUGAGCAGCAAUCGAUACCUGAUAGAAUUUCUUGAGAUUGGAGGUGUCCUAACACUUUUGGAAAUACUUGGCCUAGAAAAAAUCAAGGAAGAGGACAAAAGGGAAUCCGUCAAACUACUUCAGAUUAUUGCAAAUAACGGCAGGAAGUACAAGGAACUCAUCUGUGAAAGCUAUGGUGUGAGAGCCAUAGCAGAAUUUCUGGCCAAGUCUAAAUCGGAAGAGACCCAGGAGGAAGUGCAAAUUCUGCUGGAUGCUCUGCUCCAUGGUAACCCCAAGUACCAGAAUCAAGUUUAUAAAGGUCUAAUAGCUCUGCUGCCCUGUGGGUCCCCAAAAGCCCAGCAGCUGGCCUUGCAGACUCUCAGGACUGCCCAGUCAAUCAUUGGAGCCACACACCCCAGCAUCGUGGACUGUGUGCUCUCCGUCCUGGGCACAAUGCACCUGGAGGUCCAGUAUGAAGCCAUUGAGCUGAUAAAGGACCUGAUCCACUAUGACGUGCGCUUGCCUCUGCUCAAGGGCCUCGUGGCACUGCUCAUCCCAUCAGUCAAGGAAACUUCCAAACUGCAGGCCAAGAUCUUCACUGACUCAUCGAUUAUCCAGGUCACCACUCAGCUACCAGUGUUCUUGCAGCAGGCUGCGGCUGCCAAGACCAUCGGGGUCCUGGCGCGAAAUGACUUGAAAGUGGCAGAGGAGCUACUGCACAUGCGUGUGGUCCACAGCCUGAUGACAGCCAUGGGCAACACGGACCACAGCAAUAGCCAGAGACUGGCCAGCCUCACACUAGAGUUAUUCGUGCAAAUGUUCCCAUUGGUGGAGGAACAUGUCCGCAAGUCCAUGGGGGAGGAACUCUACCAGCUCUUCCUUAGCAAUGCUGAGAUCUUGUAUGCCAAAAUAGAUAGCAUUCAGGCAGACAUCUUGGCAGCCAACAAAGUCAAUGUUACCAAAGCCUUACACCUCUGUGAAGGUACCACCAACAGCUGCUUCAACUUUUUCAUGGGUCCUGGAGAUUUGAAGGAGGUGGAUUAUGUCACCCACUUUGAGAAGUUUUGUUCAGAAUCGAAGAAGUGACAGAGCCCCUGUCGCAAUCAAGAAGGCCAAGACUGUGCCUCAUGGAAGCCUGCCUACCAGGAGGAAGGCGUUGAAGACAGCGCCUCUUGGUUCUGGGUGGGAAUCUGGGAGUUAGAAAACACAGUGGGGGAGAGGGAAAGCAGAAGGAUCUAAUA
Molecule: messenger RNA, 1500 nt
Organism: Phodopus roborovskii (desert hamster)
Lineage: Eukaryota; Metazoa; Chordata; Mammalia; Rodentia; Cricetidae
Gene: Armh1
Product: armadillo like helical domain containing 1
Exons: 11
Coding region: 14-1345 (443 amino acids)
Source: RefSeq, a predicted model, not a curated record